Messenger RNA from Colletotrichum phormii, 1023 nucleotides. RefSeq lists its product as uncharacterized. The record is from RefSeq and is a predicted model, not a curated record. Bases 210 to 656 code for a protein of 148 amino acids. The transcript is spliced from 2 exons. Lineage: Eukaryota; Fungi; Ascomycota; Sordariomycetes; Glomerellales; Glomerellaceae.
GGCCAAGUACGGUUGCGACGCUGCUCUCUAUAUUGUAUACGGAGUACGACUCUGUCAAAAGGAACGAUUACGGAUAUAGGUUGGCGAUUCGAAACCUGUCAAUCUGCGUGUGCCACUCUCCCGCGUCUGCAGUGCCAAGUGGUUCGUCGUCCGACGUCCGGCGUCUGAUAGAUCCAGGGGUCCAUCCUAGGCGGCUGACCUGAUUUUGGAUGUCUUGGACCCCACAAUGCAAUGCAGGUAUAAUUCCUCCAGUGCCCUCCCCCAUGUGGACUGCUCAACCUGCGACGCCAGAACCCCAGUCCAACCUAGCUCUGUUCAGAGAGCAAAGCGAAAUGAGCAGACACACCAGGGAGCACACCGCCAAGCACCUGCCACCCGUUGCCUCUUCACCUUCAGCCACUCUCAGAGCUUCUCACGACCGGAAGACGGAGGAAAUCGUAGAUCUGCAAGUCGGUGAGCGACACGAAGCGAGAGGCACUGUAUGGACAAUCUCAUGGUUCAACCCCUGUCGUGCCUGGGUUCGUCCGCCCGAGGUCUUCUUAGCCUUCUUCACUGUGUGGGGCUCCUCUCAUAGCUCUCUCUAUUCUUCCUUGUCGCUCUUGUUCUUGUCCUCCCCACACGGGCGCAAGGAUAGGGGACUCAUGUAUCUGCGGUAACGACGUUUUGACGGCUGAUGGAAAAAAGAAAUGGCGAGGAGAUUGGGGGCAGCGACAAGGGGAAGCUGGUUUUUGUCUUUUUUGGAGGCAAUGAACAACGACAUGGGAGGGUGUGUGUUCUGUACGGAUACCUACGAAUAGACUGUAACGGAACUAUGGGACGGGAAGAAACGCAAAUGGGAAACGCGUCGGGAAGGAAUGUGAUCCGUUGACGUUUACAUCCAAGCUCGAGGAAAGCUCUGCAGAAUUGCAGUGCAGACCGCUCAUGUUGGGCCCCGUUUCUUGAUUUGCUGGACAGAGAGUCAGAGGUUCAAGGCAAUCGGUGUAAGCCCGUUGGCUGGAGCCUCACCAAGAACUAAUAUUCGAG